UACGGAUUGAGGCUAAACCAGGCUUUGCAAGAAGCGCCAGAUUCUAUGAAGUUAUUAAAUCUGAGAGGAAAAUGGGAUAAUGACGAAUAUAGGGAUGAUUGGGCACGUUAUGAAGAUUUGCUAGAAGAUAGAAAAACCGAUCGGAAAGUAAAAAAACGAAAACGUGAAGCCCAUAUUUCUUUUCAUGAGCAAUUAGACGACAGACUAGAUGGUAAAUCGACUGGGAACGCAACCAGCGACAAUGAUCGUGAACUCGUUAAUAAUGAUGAUACUUCUUUUGUGACUCAAACUGAAAGCACUUCUAGUGAUAAUGAUUGCGAUGACGAUAACGAAGGGAAUAAUCGUGACGAUAAUUCCAAUAUUUCUUUGGUAGCUCAGACACAAACUGAAACUACAACCACUAAUAACUAUGAUAAUAGCAAAAAGUUCGUGUCUUCGGUAGCACCGCGGAUUGAAAUCGUAUUGGGAAAAGACAUCAUAAAAAUGAGUGCCAAAGAGACCAUUCGAAAUGAUGGGAAUAAAUGGAUUUUAUGUGGCAUCGAUUUACAGGAAGCACUAACAAAAUGGAAACAAGUAAAGGUUCGACCGCGCACUGAUCUGGCAUUCUAUGACAUCAUAGAUAUCACACCAGGUUCUAAUAGUGAUUUUCUACGAUCACUACCUGACAAUGCAGUGCAUGAAAUAAAACAGUUAAUACCGUCACCAACACCUAAUACGAACAACGAAAUGAAAGAUUAUAUUAUUGAAUUUAUUAAGAUUGAUUCAUUGAGACAACGAAUUUCUGAGCUUGAGGCUGAAAAGACUGAGCUUGAGGCAAAGAAUACUAAACUGGCAAAACAGGUUAUAGAAGAGAAUGCCAAGCGAGAAGCUGAAAAUGCUGAGCUCAAGGCCAGGAUCGCCAAAUUGGAACAGAAACAGAUCCAGGCUAUUACUAAUGAACGGGAAGCAUCUACAAAAGAUAUUUCACCACUAACCGAGAGCCAUUCUCCAGAGAUAGAACAUAACUCGACCCAAUCUGAAGAGACAAAGUUUCGGCAUGAGCCGGAGCAUGAAACAUCUACAACCUCUUUACCACAAGAUAUUAUCGAUGACGAUUCAGUUGAAAUCCUAGAUUUUAUCUUACCAGAAGCCAAGGUAAGUAUACUACCUGUAUUUCAUCCCGAAAAGGCUCUAUUGGAAACCGAGAUAAAUGCAUCAUCUGCAUCUCAACCCAAGAAAGAUUUAUCAAAAGCAGAGGUAAAUGUGCCAUUCAUGCCUCAACCCGAAACAAAGACCUUACCUAGAAAACCGAAUAAUCCGACCCAUGACCGUGCUUAUUUUUGCAAUAAAAUAUUGUGGCGAUGUUCUGAUUUAUAUAAAGAAUUUAGUAGUGAAAAAUUUGAUUAUUAUGGAAUUCUUGAGGGAUCAUUAUGCCCAGUAUGUAAGAAAAGUCAUGAGGAAGGGAAAAGUGUAAAAGGUAGAUACGAAGCUGGAGAAUCAAAGAUUCGAUGUUCUACAUCAUCUUAUUUUAUUAUAUGUGGAAAGUGCGAAAUUGAGAUAACGGCAUAA
Messenger RNA from Racocetra fulgida, 1548 nucleotides. The record is from the annotation of a GenBank genome assembly. NCBI's taxonomy places the organism in Eukaryota, Fungi, Glomeromycota, Glomeromycetes, Diversisporales, Gigasporaceae.